Arachis ipaensis is the source of this 5643-nucleotide messenger RNA. The record is from RefSeq and is a predicted model, not a curated record. Lineage: Eukaryota; Viridiplantae; Streptophyta; Magnoliopsida; Fabales; Fabaceae.
UUUUUUUGGUCAUAUGUCUGUUAUAAAGAUAUCGAGAACCGACGAUGUCAACAGUCCACUCCUAUAUCCAAAACCGCCAAUUUAAAAACCAGCCAAAAAUCACUGAACCGGUCAAGAAUGGAUCAGUUGGAUUGGACUGGACCGAUUUUUACUGAACCACCCUAUUUUGCUUGAUUAAAAAAAAAAAAAUCAAACAACACGCGUGAGCCCCCUCUUCCGCCAACCCCCCUCAUUCGUGACAUUCAUUGCUCACUGCUCAGCUAAGAAAGGGAAAAGCAAAGCCCUCAAACCCAAAACCAAAACCCUAUCUUCUUCAACGGUUCCACCGCCGCCGUCCGUGAUUGUCGGCGCCUCCGAGGAUUCCCUCUUUGCCCUGUCCCAAACCCAAACCCUCGGCUCGACGUCCAUCCUCCUGUGGCUUCUGUGUUCGAGCUGCUCUCUGUCGUCUCGGCGCUCACUGUCGUCUCGCCGCUCUCCGUCACCCUCCACGGCUGUCGAAGAUGUUUGCACUUUAGGGCCUCGACUGUUUCUUCAAGAACUUGUGUUUUGAAUUAUUAUGGUAGUGAACGAAGUGGUCUUGUUUAUGUCGCUGCUUCUAUGUGUUUAUACUUUAUACAGAUUUUGCUGGCUAGUUCUUUCAUUGUUAUCAAUAUGAGCUGUUUAUUUGUAAAUUUGUUUUAGACACUGCGGUGAUAAACUAGAUGAGAAUUGAGAAAUAUGGCACGCCAUUUUGCGUCAUACUCCCAAAUCUCUCUCUCGGUUGAAUUACGGUUAGAUCGGCUGAAUCAGUGAAUUAGUAACUAGAGCGGUUUAAUAAAUUGUUCGGUUCUCAGAACCUUGGUUAAAGAUAGGCUUGAAAUACCCAGAUCCGACUCGAAGUCCUACAACCAUGAUUCAAAUCCGACCCGAAAACCAACUCCAAACCUGACAUGUUUCCAGAUUCCUCUGUUUAGUAAUGUUCUAAAAAUCGGACCGGAUUAGUCGGUCGAAUCGGUCAAACCACAAACCGGCGGUAUUAACAUUCGGUCAGGCAUGAAAACUGCUGAAACAAAAACCGAUAAAAAAUCGCUAAACCGGCCCGGUUUGAAGGAAACGGCGUCGUUUGCAACUUUGGCCUACUGAUUACUGAACUGAACCACUUCACUUCUCACUCCUCUCAGCCUAUGUUCUGCUUGCCCGAAUCAUUCACUCUCCCUUAUCCAACCCUAGCUACUCUUUUCGAGCCACUGCCGCCUCUCCGUCGAGCCAUUGCCGCGUCCGUCCGUUGAGCUCGGCCGCCGUCCGUCCGUGUAGUCACUGCCCCCAAGUCUCCAACUCCCCUGCCCUCUUCUUCCGCGAGCUCUCCCCGUCCCCUACUCUCUGCAUCUUCUUGCCAUCGGCUUCAUCUUCUUGCCAUCGGCUUCAUCUUCUUGCCGUCGUCUGGUCGGUGUCGUCCAUCAAUCAAGGGUCUGUGGGCGUCGUGUUCGAAGCAUGGCAGUUAGAUUACCUCCAGAUACGGUGCCAAGAAUUGGGAAUCAGCAAUAUUUUUUUUAUUUAGGAUUUAGGAUUCAAUCAAGAAUUGGCUUUGGUAUUAUUUAAGAGGAGAUUGCUGUUUUUGGCACCUGUAUCACUAAAAAGUAUUUAAAAAACAAUCGUGUAUGAAGCUGAAAGUGAGUGACAUAUUGUUUUCCUGGGUAAUUCAGUUUGCUGCAUUGCAUUACUAAGUAUGUCUUUUCUAAUGAAUAAGAAAAAGAUAUGAAUCGAACAGGUUCUCCUCUUGUGAAUAGGUUUUGCACUUGACUAUGGAAUAGGUAACUGUUAUUGUUGAAAUUAUGGCUUAGAAUGGAUUUGUUAUGCUGCUGCUGCUAUAAAUUAAUUUCUUUCUAGCUCUUGACCUCUUGUUAGGAAGUUUCACAUGCCACAUACUUAAUUUUGUGUUGCAUGUAUUGCAAAGGGUACAAUGAAGGUAGGCCGGUUAGCAAAGGAAUUAGCAGCCGAUGUAAAUAUUAAACGCAAAGCCAAAGGACUGCUUCCUCGUGUAACAAUUAAGUGUCAAUUUUAGUUGUGUCAUUCCUUUAAUAAUUAUUUGGCAAAAGAAUUUCUCUUAUUGCUCAAAAGAAUUCCUUUUCUUAGCUAAUAUCUAUACAUGGAAAACAUAAUUUAAAUAGUAAUUUUGUACUUCUUUCUUUGUUGCAGCAUUCUUAUAACUCCUAAAUGAUAUAAAUAUAGUGAAACACAUUGUUUGAGUGAAAGUUUGGAUCAAUAAAUUGCAUAACCAAAAUAAUCUAUCUGAUUGCUGUGUAUAAUCUUUAGGCUAUUUCUUGCGUUUUUCAUUUACAAAAAUAAGUUUAUUUUUCUUUUUAAGUUUUACACUAGUUCUCACUCUUUAGUACUUGUUUCAAAUGAAUAUAACUAAGUUGAAGUGAAUUAUUCAUGUCACUGUAUAAAGGUUCGAGCUGGAAUAGUUGGAUACCCUAAUUUUGGAAAGUCAUCAUUGAUAAACCGUGUACUAAAGUGAAGAAUGUGCCCUGCAGCUCCAGACCAGGAGUUAUCCUAAUUGUUCAUGAACUUGUAUUUUGUAAACCAGUGAACCAGUAGCUAGAGCGGUUCGAUGACCGGUCCGGUUCUCAGAAUCUUGCUGUCAAGCUCCUUCCAUGGCCGUUUAGAGCUUAGACGUACCUGUGGUUGGUCCCGCUAGAAGCAACGCAUAAAAGAGUCACUGGACUUCCGAUGAGACUUGGUGCUGCGGCACUUUGCAAAUGAUGUCUUGAUUCUCCUAGCCGUGGCCCAUUUUCUACUGAUCCCUUGCUAUUCCAAUGAACCCAACCAAGAAGUUAACAUUUUCCCACAUUUUUCAAAGAUGUUCCUCUCUCAGAGCCCUCAAUCCUGGAAAGCAAGCCCAUGCCCAAAUGAUAGUAACUGCUUUUGUGCCUAGCAUCUAUGUUACCAAUUGUUUGCUUCAAUUCUACUGUAAAUGUUCCAAUAUGGCCUAUGCAUUCAAUGUGUUUGACAGAAUGUCACAAAGGGAUAUAAUCUCAUGGAACACCAUGUUGUUUGGUUAUGCUGGAGUUGGGAACGUGGGGUUUGCACAGUACUUGUUUGAUUCAAUGCCAGAGAGAGAUGUGGUUUCUUGGAACUCUAUGCUUUCGUGCUAUUUACAAAAUGGCACUAAUCGAAAGACAAUUGAUAUUUUUAUUAGGAUGAGAUCACUGAGAAUUCCACAUGACUAUGCUACCUUUGCUGUAGUUCUGAAAGCAUGUUUAGGUAUUGGAGACUAUUGCUUAGGUCUUCAAGUGCACUGUGUUGCAAUUCGCAUGGGUUUUGAUAACGAUGUUGUAACAGCUAGUGCUCUAGUAGAUAUGUAUUCAAAGUGUAAGAAGCUAGACAAUGCUCUUCAAGUUUUCUAUGAAAUGCCCGAAAGAAAUUUGGUAUGCUGGAGUGCUGUAAUUGCAGCCUGUGUUCAGAAUGAUCAGUUUAUUGAGGGUUUAAAACUGUUUAAGGAUACACUGAAAGCUGGUAUAGGGGUGAGUCAAUCAACCUAUGCUAGUGCAUUUAGGUCUUGUGCAGGAUUAGCUGCAUUCAAACUAGGUACACAAUUGCACGGUCAUGCUUUAAAAUUUUCUUUUGGAUAUGAUACUAUAGUGGGAACUGCCACCUUGGACAUGUAUUCAAAAUGCAACAGAAUGUCUGAUGCACGAAAGCUUUUCAACUCAUUGCCCAAUCCUACUCGGCAAUCUUAUAAUGCCAUUAUUGUUGGAUAUGCUCGUCAAGACCAAGGUCUUAAAGCUUUAGAAAAUUUUCAAUCUUUACAGAGGUCACAUCUUGGCUUGGAUGAGAUUAGUCUGUCUGGUGCUUUGACUGCUUGUGCAGCAAUCAGAGGCCGGUUGGAAGGGAUUCAGCUACAUGGAUUAGCAGUCAAAUGUGGUUUAACGUUUGAUAUCUGUGUUGCAAAUGCCAUUUUAGACAUGUAUGGUAAGUGUGGAGAUCUGAUGGAAGCUUGUGUAAUAUUUGAUGAGAUGGAAAGAAGGGAUGCUGUUUCUUGGAAUGCAAUCAUUGCAGCUCAUGAACAAAAUGAGGAAAUAGAGAAAACACUUUCACUCUUUGUUUCAAUGCUGCGCUCAACAAUGGAACCAGAUGAUUUUACUUAUGGUAGUGUUGUAAAAACGUGUGCUGGUCAGCAAGCUUUAAACUAUGGUAUGGAGAUUCAUGGACAAAUUAUUAAGUCCGGGUUGGGGUUAGACAGUUUUGUUGGCAGUUCCCUUGUUGAUAUGUAUUGUAAGUGUGGAAUGCUAGAGGAGGCUGAAAAGAUUCAUUACAGAUUGGAGGGGCAAACAACAGCUUCGUGGAAUUCAAUGCUUUCAGGAUUCUCAUCGCAAAAGCAAAGUGAAAAUGCUCAGAAGCAUUUUUCACAGAUGCUGGAAAUGGGUAUCAUACCUGACAACUUCACCUAUGCUACAGUUCUAGAUAUUUGUGCUAAUUUGGCUACUGUUGAACUUGGAAAGCAAAUUCAUGCUCAAAUCUUAAAGCUACAGUUGCAUUCAGAUGUGUAUAUAGCCAGCACUCUUGUAGAUAUGUAUUCAAAGUGUGGAAAUAUGCAGGAUUCCAGACUAAUGUUUGAGAAGGCACCUAAGAAGGAUUAUGUGACUUGGAGUGCUAUGAUUUGUGCAUAUGCAUACCAUGGUCUUGGAGAAGAAGCCAUUAAAUUAUUUGAGGAUAUGCAGCUUUUGAAUGUGAAACCGAAUCAUACAAUUUUUAUUUCAGUCCUCAGAGCUUGUGCGCAUAUGGGUUAUGUGGACAGAGGGCUGCAUUACUUCCAGAAAAUGCAAAACUACUAUGGUUUAGACCCACGGAUGGAGCAUUAUUCAUGUAUGGUAGAUCUUCUAGGGAGGUCCGGACAAGUAAACGAAGCAUUGAAGCUUAUUCAAAGCAUGCCUUUUGAAGCUGAUGAUGUAAUUUGGAGAACUUUGCUUAGCAAUUGCAAGAUGCAAGGGAAUAUAGAAGUCGCAGAAGCAGCAGCCAGUUCUUUAUUGCAGCUGGACCCCCAAGAUUCUUCUGCGUAUGUCCUUUUAUCUAAUUUCUAUGCUAUUGUGGGGAUGUGGGGUGAGGUUGCAAAAAUAAGAAAUAUAAUGAAGAAUUAUAAACUAAAGAAGGAGCCUGGUUGUAGCUGGAUUGAAGUAAGAAAUGAGGUACAUGCGUUUCUUGUGGGGGACAAGGCACAUCCAAGAUCUGAAGAGAUAUAUGAGCAAACUCGUCUACUUGUGGAUGAGAUGAAGUGGGAUGGAUAUGUUCCAGAAAUUGAUUUCAUGGUUGAUGAGGAGCCAGAAAAACAAGAUUCUUAUGAGGGUCUCACAGUCACAGAACAGCAAUUAGUUGCAGUGUGAGGUAAUAUAGAAAAGAUUUUGAUCCCUGCCUACAAUAGCUUGAUGGAUAUUUCUACACUUCUAUGUGGUUAUAAAGUUUUGGAAGAGGAAAAGAAAUUGCCAGAGUUUGAAGAUAAACUUAAAGCCAAGCAGGAAGGAGUUUAUAGGCAAUGCAAUAGAAAAUUCGAAACUGAAAUUUAGUUGCUUGAAGGGAAUCCAAGGAAGUUAUAAGGUAAGAUUUUGUUUAUUAUUUGUAGCUCUUUAGUUUCUGCCUGUAAUGCUUCUAAUGGCUGCUAUCGCAUAU